This is a messenger RNA of Aspergillus saccharolyticus JOP 1030-1, 594 nucleotides long. RefSeq lists its product as uncharacterized. The transcript has a single exon. The record is from RefSeq and is a predicted model, not a curated record. Lineage: Eukaryota; Fungi; Ascomycota; Eurotiomycetes; Eurotiales; Aspergillaceae. Bases 1 to 594 code for a protein of 197 amino acids.
AUGUCCAACUACGCUCAAAAUGCAGCUCAACCCCGAACUCGGGCCCAUCGAGGCCCCCAACGCAACCGCGCCAUGAAUCACAACAGCGUCGACGGAAGCGGCAGCAGUAGCACCCCCACCUCCACCAUCGCGACAACUGCAACCACCGUCCGACAACAGCAGGAUUCGCAUAUCUCCACCAACCUCUGUAGACUAGAAGUCGAGCUCAACACCCUCUACCAACAGACUUCCGACUGCAUCACUACUCUCAACCAGGAGAACGCCAUCCUCAGCCAACAGGUUAAGAACCUCAUUCAAGCAUCGGAAUCGCAGAGAAACGAGCUCGCAGUCCUGCGCCACGAGACGCAGCGCCUUGCCCUCCAGGCAGAAGAUGUCAACUCUAUCGUCCAAGAGCUGGCUCAUCUGCCGACCGCGGUGGGCCAUCAGCUCGAGUAUAUUCAUCAAGAACUAAAGUCAUUGCGUGAAUGGGUCGAGGAGAUUGACCGACGCCCCAAUGAUCACCUCUUCGAAUUUCUCAGGGGUAUGGACCCCGAUUCUUCGCCGACAACGAACGGCUUCAGUGCGGAGAGUGGUUCGGGUUAUCUGCCGAUGUGA